Messenger RNA from Dichotomopilus funicola, 3990 nucleotides. RefSeq names its product armadillo-type protein. The record is from RefSeq and is a predicted model, not a curated record. Bases 1 to 3990 code for a protein of 1329 amino acids. The transcript is spliced from 5 exons. Gene Ontology annotation, cellular component: nucleus. Gene Ontology annotation, biological process: SCF complex assembly; protein ubiquitination. NCBI's taxonomy places the organism in Eukaryota, Fungi, Ascomycota, Sordariomycetes, Sordariales, Chaetomiaceae.
AUGGCGACCACUCUUCCGGCUCACCCGACCCCGCAGACGGUCACCCAGCUGCUAUCCAAGAUUACCGAUGCCGACCCCGAUUUCCGGUUUAUGGCCCUUAGCGACUUGCUGGCGGUAUUCAACAUUGCGAAACCGGAAUUUCUGAACCACGAUUACAACACAGCGGCCCGAACCGUCGAUCAUGUCGUUCGGGCUUUGGACGAUCAGAAUGGGGAGGUCCAGAACCAGGCAAUCAAGGUUCUCGGCCCGCUAGUCAAGAAAAUCACACCGCAGCUUAUCGCACCGAUGAUGGAGAAGCUUUGCAGUUUGAAGCUCAAGAACUCGGUCGACAACUCUCUUCCGUCUAUGGCCAUUCGCGCUGUGGUCGAGGCCCUACCUCGCCCCUCGCCAGGUGUCGCUCCGGCCAGGGACGUUAGCGAGGCGUAUACCAGUCUUAGCCGGGUUCUCAUACCGCGUUUCCUUGGCCGUUCGAACUCGGGGGGCAGAUCUAGCUCUAGUCUGCUAGACCCCGAGGACCCAAGCUCGGAUUCGGUCGAUGUCCUCAUUGAAGUCGUUCGUUGCUUCGGGCCCAUGCUUCAAUCUUUCGAAAUCGAGGCCCUCCAUAACGCUGUUGUGAAUAUCCUUGAGAAGGACAAGGGGAAUUCAGUUGUCAAGAAAAGGGCGGUGGUUGCGAUUUCUAUGCUCGCCCACUACCUUUCUGAUGAUCUUCUCUCUGCCUUUAUCAAGCGGGCUACUAGUGUGCUUCGCCAAUCCCAAAUCAAGGACUCCACCCGCCGCUUGUACAUUACGGUUCUGGGUUCUAUGGCUAGGUCGAUUCCUUAUCGGUUUGGCCUCCACUUGCCCGACUUGGUACCCCUUGUUCUCAGUGUUCUGAGCGAGGAGGAGCUACAGGCACAGCUUGAGGAUAUCAAUGAGGGCGAGGCAACAUUAGAGUUUAACGAAGUUUGCGAAGCCGCGCUAGUCGCUUUGGAGGCGUUCCUCUCUUCCUGUCCGACACAAAUGCGCCCCUUUACCAACGAAGCCAUCGAAGCUUGCCUCCGAUACUUGAAAUUUGACCCGAACUAUGCGGUCGACGACGAUGAGGAGAUGGAGGACGAAGAGGACGAAGAAGAAGAUGAGUUCGACGAAGACGAUGAGUUCGAGGCUGCCGGAGGGUUUGACGACGACGACGACGCAAGCUGGAAGGUCCGGCGCUGCGCUGCCAAGGGCCUGUACACCAUCAUUUCGACUAGGAGCAGCGGCGAUCUUCUGGACAGUGGUGUUCUUUAUAGCACGGUGGCCCCAGCUCUGGUCAAGCGGUUCAACGAGCGCGAGGAGAAUGUGCGCCUCGAGGUGUUAUCGUCAAUGGCCCUCCUUGUUCGAAAGACGGGCGAGGGUGUAAUCCCUCUUUCUAUCGAUGGUGCUCAGAGCGAAUACCUGAGCCAGCCACCCGCCAGUCGCAAAAGGCGUCGCCAGAGUAGCGCGGGCGGGCCUGCCUCCUUCACACUUUCUUUGGCCCCGACUGAUCUCUCUGGCACUGGCCUUACCUCGCCUACUAAAGAAAAGCCCCCCGCCACCGGACCGCGCGCAGACCUGGCCGCCCUCACGCCGUCUAUCGUCAAAUCCCUGACCAAGCUGCUCAAGGGAAAGCUCAUUCCGACAAAGCAGGCCUGCAUCAAGCUUCUGGAUGACCCAUCAAGUGCUGCAUCCACUUCUGCGUCUUUGGCGUCGGCCGGUGGCGGUGCUUCCGCAACGGCGACUACCCUCAGGAUCGCUGCCCUUCGCCUGACAAGCGAUAUCUCCAAGAACCACUCCUCAGCUGUGCUUCAGCCCUUUCUUUCUGCAAUUGUCGCCGGUGUGGUUGUGGUCGCCCAUGACAGAUUCUACAAAAUCUCUGGAGAGGCGAUUCAAACGGCCGAGGAGUUGAUCAAGGCCAUCACCCCGCCGCGUUCUCGCCUAACGGCCCAGAAGUUCAAGGGAGAGCUGCAGAAGCUCUACGAUGUAGCUAUUGAUCGUGCAACUGCCAAUGAUGCGGACGCCGAAGUUCGUCAGAAGGCUAUUCAUGCUCUCGGCACGCUCCUAGCCCGUACAACGGGCGCCGAGGGUACAAGUCUUCUUGCUGACGAUAAACGGAAGGCGGCUCUUGCUUGCCUCCUCGAUAGGCUCAAGAAUGAGACAACCAGGCUCGCGGCCGUGCGUGCUGUCGACACAGCCGCCGCCAUGUCCGCGGAAGCAGUUCAGUUUGACCCCCAGUGGACACGCCAGGUUGUCGUUGAGCUGGCGGCUCAACUGCGGAAGGCCAACCGAUCGCUGCGUGGAUCAAGCGUCAUGGCUCUGAAACAUCUCACAAUCUCUCCCGCUACCAAAGGCACACUGGACGAGGCCACCGUGCGGAGCGUGGUGGAUGCAUUGGUGCCCGUCAUUAACAAUAACGAUGCCCAGCUUCUUGGACCCGGCCUCCUUGCCCUCGCUCGUCUCACGCAAGAGAUGCCCAGCGUCGUCAUCAACCCGCAGCUCAUCGGUGCUCUUAGUAGAUUGCUCCAGACCACCGUUAUAGGAACGGUCCUGGAUUCUCUGCUUGUCUUAGUCACACAGGCCGGGCAGACGGGCCAGGGCAAGCCCUUGAUGGUGGCGCUCCUCAAGGAUGUCGGUGUCGGCGGCGAUCCGUCUGUGGUCGGCAAGGUAAUAGGUACACUUCUUGUUGCCAGCGGUGAUUCAGCCGGUGUUACUCUGAACAGCUUUGUUCAAGAAAUUGAAGCCAGUUCUGGUGACCAGGCUCGGAGCAGCCUUGCCUUGGCCGUCAUAGGAGAGGCCGGUUUGCGCCUUGGAAGCAGGUUCCAGAUCCCGCCUACGCUUUUCCUGGAGCAGUUUACCAACGAGUACGAUAAGGUGUCGCUCGCGGCAGCUGUUGCUCUCGGACGCACUGGUGCGGGCAAUGUCUCCUCUUACCUGCCUAUCAUCCUGAAGUCGCUUCGACAGAAGGGCAGUACACAGUACUUGCUCUUGCAGUCCAUCAAGGAGAUCCUUCAGCAGGUCGCUCUCUCUUCGACCGACAUCGGCGAGUUCUCUACUCAGAUCUGGGAUCAGAUUCUUGCGGCUAGCGGUACUGAGGACAACAAGGCCGUUUGCGCGGAGUGCGUUGGGCGCAUGGCCAUCAUUGACCCCAAGACUUACAUUCCCAAGUUGGAGGCCUUAUUCAAGGACAAAUCCGUGGUCUUGAGGGCCAUCGCAGUGCAAGCUCUCCGAUACACGCUCCCUGACGACAACGAGGCGUUCGACGCAUACCUCAAGCUCUCUUUGGUUGAUAUGCUGAAGACAGCGCUGAGCGACCAGGAGAUUGAAAUCCGCCGCCAUGCCAUGUCGACCUUGACCUCAGCAGCGCACAACAAGCCGGAGUUGAUUCUAGGGAACCUCAACCAGCUGUUGCCUUUUGUCAUGACCGAGACGGUUGUCAAGCCAGAGCUUAUCCGGGAGGUGCAAAUGGGCCCGUUCAAGCACAUCAUUGAUGAUGGGUUGGACGUCCGAAAGGCGGCGUACGAGACGCUGUAUGCGCUGAUGGAGACGGCUUUCUCGCGCGUCAGCAUCAUCGACCUCUACGAUCGUAUCGUUGCCGGUCUGGUAGACGACAACGACAUCCGCGCCCUCUGCAACCUGAUGGUGUCGAAACUGGUCUACCUCGACGCCGACGAGACGGUCCGCCGUCUCGACUCGAUUGCAGGGGGGUUCCGCAAGACCCUAUCGCACAAGCUCAAGGACAACGCUGUGAAGCAGGAAAUCGAGAAGCAAGCGGAGGCCAACAAGUCGGUCCUGCGUCUCACCCUGCUCCUUGGUGAGAAACUUAACAAGUCGGCUCUCAAUACCAGCGGUGCUCAAGCGGCGGCCGGCCCGACCGGAUCCAACCAGGUCUGGACAAGCUACUGGGAGUGGGUCAACCGGGACUUUAGCGGCCAGCUGAAGGCCAUUAGGGACGAGAACCGGACGGCAAACUCUGAUGAGGCGAGUUCUUCUUAG